AUGUCCAUACCAGAUUCGGAAAGCGUACAGCAAUAUAACAAACAUUUCAUCCCUCUCGAAUCAAAUCCAGACGUCUUCACCGAGCUUGCGCAUAAGCUCGGUUUAUCCGCUUCAUUGGGCUUCCAAGAUGUGCUCUCUAUAGACGACCCGGAGCUACUUGGAUUUCUUCCACGUCCAGCCCUCGCAUUGAUCCUGGUGUUUCCGACGACGGAGGCGUAUGAGAAGAGAGCUCAGGAUGAGGAUGCCAAGCUCGAGGAGUUCCACAGCUCUGGCGAUGUUGUAUUCUUCAAACAGACCAUUAACAAUGCAUGCGGUCUUUAUGCAAUCUUACAUGCUAUCUGUAAUAGCGAAGCGCGGCAGAAGAUCGAUGAGGUCUCGAUCAUCGCUCGAUUACUGGAUGCUAGUCUAGCACCUGAUAUAGACGGAUUGGCCCAGGCAUUAGAGGAAAACAAGGCGUUGGAAGUUGCAUAUGCUGGCGUAGCAAGCAAAGGCGAUACUGAGGCGCCUCUGAAUGCGGAAGACGAGGUGGAAUACCACUAUAUCGCUUUUGCCAAAUCGUCCAAAGACAACCAUCUAUACCAAUUCGACGGCGACCGCAAGUGUCCUCUAGAUCUAGGGGCGCUCACAGCAGACGAAGACGUUCUCUCUGAGAGAUGUCUCAGCGUCAUUCGUGGUAUGAUGGCAAGAGAGGACGAGAAUCCCAACUUCAGUUUGAUGGCUCUGACAGAGCAUGCAGAGAUGUAG
Molecule: messenger RNA, 744 nt
Organism: Alternaria arborescens
Lineage: Eukaryota; Fungi; Ascomycota; Dothideomycetes; Pleosporales; Pleosporaceae
Exons: 2
Coding region: 1-744 (247 amino acids)
Biological process (GO): protein deubiquitination; ubiquitin-dependent protein catabolic process
Cellular component (GO): cytoplasm
Molecular function (GO): cysteine-type deubiquitinase activity
Source: RefSeq, a predicted model, not a curated record